AGCCCUCGCGCCGUCCGCGCGCAGCCGCAGAGCAGAGGCUGCCGGGAACGCGGGCCCAGAGGCGGGGCGAGCGCGCGCGGGGCGGAAGUCGGCCGCCUUCCUCCGUCCCGGCCCUUAGCCCAGCCAAGCCCAGCCAAGCCCCGCCGAUCGCGGGCACCGGAGCCAGCCCCGCAGCGGGAAGCUGGAGAAACAAACCCUCUUGGCUGUCUGCUGUCCAAGGAGUCGCCACUCCCUUCAUUACAGCCUUGCGCAGAGUGUAGCGGCAGGCCUGGGGAUGGCCUCGGGAGAAAAGCACAUCUCCCAGGAUCCUGAGAGCUUGAACCAGACCACUGUGGACACGGUGGCCACCGGUCACCACUACCCUUCCCAAGGGGAGACGAGGAGCAAGUAGGCUUGAGGGAAAAGCUGCACAGGACUCGUGUCUUGAAAUGUCUAAGACGCAUGUCAGAAAUGCAGGAGCCUAACCCAGAGGAAGUGGAGACUCCUUUACUGCACAUCUGUCUGCUCCAGGCCAGGCACUGUUCUAGGAGCCAGGAUACAGAGGUGGAGACAGAAACAAACAAACCGAUAACUGUAUACAAUACUCUAACGUCAGAGGGACCACAGAGCACCAGCCUGCAUGGAACUUCCUUCCUCACUCAGCUUCCCACGUUGCCAGCUGGGACAGGAGAGAUGGAGUAAUUUUGCUGUGGAAAGACUUCACGUCUUGCCGAAUGAAAGUCCCGCCUGUCUGUCACGCUGAUGCCCGUGCAGCUGUCUGAGCACCCGGAAUGGAAUGAGUCUAUGCACUCCCUCCGGAUCAGUGUGGGGGGCCUUCCUGUGCUGGCGUCCAUGACCAAGGCCGCGGACCCCCGCUUCCGCCCCCGCUGGAAGGUGAUCCUGACGUUCUUUGUGGGUGCCGCCAUCCUCUGGCUGCUCUGCUCCCACCGCCCGGCCCCCGGCAGGCCCCCCACCCACAAUGCACACAACUGGAGGCUCAGCCAGGCGCCCGCCAACUGGUACAAUGACACCUACCCCCUGUCUCCCCCACAAAGGACACCGGCUGGGAUUCGGUACCGAAUCGCAGUUAUCGCAGACCUGGACACAGAGUCAAGGGCCCAAGAGGAAAACACCUGGUUCAGUUACCUGAAAAAGGGCUACCUGACCCUGUCAGACAGUGGGGACAAGGUGGCCGUGGAAUGGGACAAAGACCAUGGGGUCCUGGAGUCCCACCUGGCGGAGAAGGGGAGAGGCAUGGAGCUGUCUGACCUGAUUGUUUUCAAUGGGAAACUCUACUCCGUGGAUGACCGGACGGGGGUCGUCUACCAGAUCGAAGGCAGCAAAGCCGUGCCCUGGGUGAUUCUGUCCGACGGCGACGGCACCGUGGAGAAAGGCUUCAAGGCCGAAUGGCUGGCAGUGAAGGACGAGCGUCUGUAUGUGGGCGGCCUGGGCAAGGAGUGGACGACCACUACGGGUGACGUGGUGAACGAGAACCCGGAGUGGGUGAAGGUGGUGGGCUACAAGGGCAGCGUGGACCACGAGAACUGGGUGUCCAACUACAACGCCCUGCGGGCUGCUGCCGGCAUCCGGCCGCCAGGCUACCUCAUCCAUGAGUCUGCCUGCUGGAGUGACACGCUGCAGCGCUGGUUCUUCCUGCCGCGCCGCGCCAGCCAGGAGCGCUACAGCGAGAAGGUCGACGAGCGCAAGGGCGCCAACCUGCUGCUGAGCGCCUCCCCUGACUUCGGCGACAUCGCUGUGAGCCACGUCGGGGCGGUGGUCCCCACUCACGGCUUCUCGUCCUUCAAGUUCAUCCCCAACACCGACGACCAGAUCAUUGUGGCCCUCAAGUCCGAGGAGGACAGCGGCAGAGUCGCCUCCUACAUCAUGGCCUUCACGCUGGACGGGCGCUUCCUGUUGCCGGAGACCAAGAUCGGAAGCGUGAAAUACGAAGGCAUCGAGUUCAUUUAACUCAAAACGGAAACACUGAGCAAGGCCAUCAGGACUCAGCUUUUAUAAAAACAAGAGGAGUGCACUUUUGUUUUGUUUUGUUCUUUUUGGAACUGUGCCUGGGUUGGAGGUCUGGACAGGGAGCCCAGUCCCGGGCCCCAUAGGGGUGCGGGCACUGGACCCCCGGGCCCCACGGAGGCCGCGGUCUGAACUGCUUUCCAUGCUGCCAUCUGGUGGUGAGAUCGGUCACUUCAGGCAUUGACUCAAGGCCUGCCGAACUGGCUGGGUCGUUUCUUCCAUCCGACCUCGUUUCUUUUCUUUCCUAUGUUCUUCUGUUCAGUGAAUAUCCCUAGAGCUCCUACCAUAUGUCAGGCCCUAUGCCUCACCCUGAGAACGCAGUGAGCAUGAGGUGGACCUGUUUGCUGGGAAUCCCAGGUCACCCCCUUUUCUUCCUACUCUGUGCCUGGAGCAUCAUGUCCACCCCUGCAGAUCCUUGGAAAAGAAAAUGUUUAUGUUGCAGGGUAUUGCAUGGUCACGAGUGAGGGCAGGCCCCUGGGGACACAUCUGCCCACAGCUGCACAGGCCAGGGCGCAGGCACAUCUGUUGGUUCUGAGGCCUCAGAUAAAACCAUCUCCGCAUCGUAUGGCCAGUGACCGCUUUCUCCCUUCAGGAAAAUUCUGUGGCCGUGCAGCACUUUGAAGUUUUAAUUAUUAACCUGCUUUAAUUAAAGCAGUUUCCUUUCUUAUAAAGUGGAAUCACCAAAUCUUAUCACACAGAGCAAAGUCCUGUAGUUACCCAGCCCGCUCCAGCAGUGGGGGAGAUUGUAAGGAAGCAGUGGCAGUUGGUGAAGCAAGUGUCACAUUUCGGCGUUCUUGGCCAAUGGAUACAAAGAUAAAAUGUUGCCUUUUUCUAGGAACUGUCAGAAAUCCUCAUGCCUUUCAAGACUUCUAUGAAUGACUUGAAUUUUUUAUUCCCUGCCUAGGGUCUGUGAACCUAGGUCUGAGGCCUGUCUCUUCCCUGGGGUUUCUUUCCAUGGCCUUUAUUUCUCCUCUUCCAGUGGGAGUUUUGCAGGCUCUUCUCCGUGGAAACUUCACGAGCGUUGGCUGGGCCUCGGCUUCGCUGGAGUGUACUCCAGGGUGAAGGCAGAGUGGGAUUUGAGACCCAGGUUAGGCACGACCCAGGCUGAGAAGGGACGUUUCCAUCAUUCACAGUGCCCUCCCCACAGCACUACCUCACCCCGACCCCCACCCUCACUCCUACCCCACCCCGCGAUCGUCAGGGGUGCCACGGUGGGCUGGAGGGUGCCGGCUCUGGCUGUCCCUGUGCCGGUCCCUCACAAACGUCUCCCCCUUUGAAACUCAAGCACAGCUGCGAGGAGGGCAGCCAGGAGUGACCCCUCUCUCAUGGUUGUCUCUUUCCCCCGCUAUGUCAUAGGUAGUGGAGGAAGCGAAGGAAGUGAACGCUGAAUGUGACGCAUUUCUGAAGAGCUCAGCUGUCACCGGGCAUAGCCUGGAAGCCCCAAGUCUGUUCUGACUUUGCCUGGCUGUCUCCUUGACCCGCCUCCUAGAUCAUUGUCCUUGAUGUCCAGGCUGGGUCAUUUAAAAUAGAGAUGCAAUCAGGAAGGUUGGGGGACUUGGGACUGUGGCUGAAUUGAGACCUUGCUGAUGUAUUCAUGUCAGCACCUGAGUCACAGCCCAGGUGCCCGGAAGCAGCCUCUUCACAUAGGCAGUGAUUUGCGAUUACUUUAAAGCUCACCUUUUUUCUUCCCCUCUCUGUUCGCUGCUGUCAGCAUAAUGAUUGUGUUCCUUCCCUAUGGGAUCCAUCUGUUUUGUAAACAAUAAAGCGUCUGAGGAAGUGUA
Messenger RNA from Pan troglodytes (chimpanzee), 3785 nucleotides. RefSeq names its product calcium activated nucleotidase 1 (gene CANT1). The transcript has 8 exons. Gene Ontology annotation, molecular function: GDP phosphatase activity; calcium ion binding; UDP phosphatase activity. The record is from RefSeq and is a predicted model, not a curated record. The coding region runs from base 742 to 1947 and encodes 401 amino acids. NCBI's taxonomy places the organism in Eukaryota, Metazoa, Chordata, Mammalia, Primates, Hominidae. Gene Ontology annotation, biological process: proteoglycan biosynthetic process.